AUGAAGUUUGGGAAGGAGUUUGUGUCUCAAAUGGUGCCGGAAUGGCAAGAAGCCUACUUGGACUACAACUCACUCAAGGCUCUCUUGAAAGACCUCUUGCGUUUUGUACAGACCAGAACACCAACAUCAAUGGCUUCAACUCCAAAUGGUUCAGCUUUGAAUAGAAGGGUUUCUCUUUACAGGGCCUUUAGUGGGCUGACAAGUCGGCAUAGGGAGUCUCCGAGGGCAAAAGAGGAUGAGGAGAUUCUUGUUAGUGAAGACGGGGAGGAUGGGAGGUACCAUACAUUUGUGACGGUCUCGGAUGAGGAAAGAGGGUAUGAGGUUAAGUUUUUCAAUAGGCUUGAUGAUGAGUUCAACAAAGUGGUGAGGUUUUACAAGAUGAAGGUGAAAGAAGUGGUGGAGGAGGCUGAUGAGUUGAGUAGGCAGAUGGAUACUUUGAUUGCUCUGAGGCUCAAGGUUGAUAAUCCAAUGGUGGAUUUUGGGGAUGGUCCAAAUUGUGCUGUUCAUCCCAUCAAUGGUAGAAGAGCAGGAGGGCAGCAUAUGGAUGUGAUUGAGGAAGUAGAGACGUUGGAAAAUUUGGAGAGAGGAGAGAAUGAACCAAAAACUAGAAAGCAGGAAGCCAAUGGAGGUAUUAAGGGAUUUAAACCUCCUCAACUGGAGAUUCUUGAACAUGUAAAGAUCAAUGUCACGCCCAAAACUCCGAGGUCAACUCUGAAAGGCUGCCUCAACAGUGACAAACAAGACUUGUUCAGCAAGAAGGAACUGAGGAAAGCAGAAGAGCAAAUGAAACAGGCUUUCAGUGAGUUCUACCAAAAGCUUCGGCUUUUGAAAAGUUACUGUUUCUUGAACCAAUUGGCUUUCUCAAAGAUCAUGAAGAAGCAUGACAAGAUCACUUCGAGGAAUGCAUCAAAGGUUCACUUGCACAUGAUGGAAACCUCUUAUCUUGGGACGUGUGAUGAUGUUACUAGGCUUAUGGAAAGGGUGGAGACUACCUUCAUAAAGCACUUCGCAAACGGAAACCACAGAAAAGGAAUGAAGACAUUAAGACCAACAGCCCGAAGGGAGAAGCAUAGAAGUACAUUUUUCUUGGGACUGUUCUCUGGGUGUUCAGUUGCUCUUGUAGUAGCCAUUAUAGUGCUUAUACAUGCAAGAGGUCUCCUUGAAAGUGAAGGGCGUGACCUGUACAUGGAAAACAUAUUCCCUCUUUACAGCUUGUUUGGAUUCAUAGUCCUUCAUAUAGUCGUCUUCUCAGCAAACAUAUAUUACUGGAGGCGAUACCGAGUAAAUUAUUCAUUCAUCUUCGGCUUCAAAAAAGGCACAGAAUUGGGGUACAGACAGUCUUUCCUCAUGAGCUCCGGCCUUGCAGUUCUUGCAUUGGCUGGUGUUCUCUCGAAUUUGGAUAUGGAGAUGGACCCAAGAACAAAAACCUUCGAAGCCUGGACAGAAUUAGUCCCUUUGGGCCUAGUCAUCGUUGUGAUUGGUAUAAUUUUAUGUCCUUUCAACAUAAUGUAUCGUUCCAGCCGCUUUUUCCUCAUCCAAGCUGUAGUACAUUGUGUUUGUGCUCCUCUGUACAAGGUUACCCUCCCUGAUUUUUUCUUGGCAGAUCAGCUUACUAGCCAGGUUCAGGCCUUCAGGAGUCUGGAAUUCUAUGUUUGCUAUUAUGGUUGGGGGGACUUUUUAAAAAGAUCACACAACUGCCUAGACAGCAAUGUAUACAAAACUUUCUACUUCAUUGUAGCAAUUAUCCCAUAUUGGAUUCGUUCCCUUCAGUGUCUGAGACGCUUGGUGGAGGAGAAAGAUGGAAUGCAAGGGUUAAAUGGGCUGAAAUACUUCUCAACAAUUGUCGCAGUUGCCAUGAGAACAAGUUUUGAUAUGAAAAAAGGGAUGACAUGGAAGAUCCUAGCUAUGACUAGCUCAAUUGUUGCAACGCUUGUCAGUACUUACUGGGAUAUUGUGAUAGAUUGGGGUCUCCUGCAACGGAAUUCUGAAAACCGUUGGCUCAGAGAUAAACUCCUUAUACCAAACAAAAGUGUUUACUUUGUAGCCAUGGUGUUAAAUGUUCUACUCAGACUUGCUUGGAUGCAAUCAGUACUAGGAUUUCGGGAAGCACCAUACAUCCAUAGAACAGCCUUGGUUGCAAUAGUUGCCUGUUUAGAAAUAAUUCGCCGUGGCAUUUGGAAUUUCUUCCGGCUGGAGAAUGAGCACUUGAAUAAUGUUGGGAAGUAUCGAGCAUUCAAGUCUGUACCCCUACCUUUCAACUAUUAUCAUGAUGAAGGCAAGAGCAGAUAAACAUUUAUACCAUAGAAGAGAGAUGACAGGAGAAAGUAGCAAAUUAAUACGAGAAAGUACUAUAGCAACAGGUAGAGAAAUCGGCAGAAUGAAAACGAAAAUGCCCCACAUUGUUUCAACCAGCCUUGAUUAGCGUUUCUUUUGCUCUUGGCAUGAAAGUUGUAGCCUGUAGAUCCAUUGCCCUUUCUGGCAUCGAAUCAUUUUGGCCACAGUUCCCGUUUUUUCUGCUUUUGCAUGAGCUUUCAUUGUAUGAAAUAUUUGUUAUAAUAUCCAGACCAAAAUAAAUAAAAUAGUAAUGAAAGGUUUCAUGAGUU
This is a messenger RNA of Fragaria vesca subsp. vesca, 2603 nucleotides long. RefSeq names its product phosphate transporter PHO1 homolog 9-like. NCBI's taxonomy places the organism in Eukaryota, Viridiplantae, Streptophyta, Magnoliopsida, Rosales, Rosaceae. Gene Ontology annotation, biological process: cellular response to phosphate starvation; phosphate ion transport. The record is from RefSeq and is a predicted model, not a curated record. Gene Ontology annotation, cellular component: Golgi apparatus; cytoplasm; plasma membrane. Bases 1 to 2289 code for a protein of 762 amino acids. The transcript is spliced from 13 exons. Gene Ontology annotation, molecular function: inositol hexakisphosphate binding.